UUUUUGAACACGUUGGCGGACGAGGGAAUUCAAAACGACUGGAAUUUACGCUGAAAGGUUUCAGUUCUUCAUCACGAUGCAGAAUAAAGAAAAUUGUGACCCCAGAGGUUUUCAAAGACCCUUUGCAACACCUAGCUUGGUGACAGGGCCCCAGCGUGUUCAGGUGAUGCGUCGAGCAGAGAUGGACAAACUCUCUACCACAGGCCCUGGGAGAGAAUUUGUUGGGUCAUCCUCGAAUUCAACUUCAAAAAAAAUCUCCAUUGAUGACUUCGACAUUGGUCGACCACUAGGCAAGGGGAAGUUUGGCAAUGUCUACCUUGCGAGAGUAAAGAAUCUGCAAGCUAUUGUGGCACUUAAAGUGUUGUUCAAGUCACAGAUGGAGAAGGAGGGUGUGGAACAUCAACUCAGGAGGGAGAUUGAGAUUCAGAGCCAUCUCAAACAUCCCAACAUCCUGCGUUUCUACAAUUAUUUCCAUGACCGUAACAGGGUGUUCUUGGUUCUUGAGUAUGCCCCACGUGGUGAAAUGUACAAGGAACUUCAGAGAUGUGGAAGAUUUGAUGACCAGCGCACUGCCACAUACAUGGAGGAAGUAUCUGACGCUUUAUUGUAUUGCCAUGAGAAGAAAGUGAUUCAUCGUGACAUCAAGCCAGAAAAUCUUCUUCUUGGCUAUCGUGGGGAGCUGAAAAUUGCUGAUUUUGGUUGGUCUGUCCACGCACCUUCUCUGAGGCGCCGCACAAUGUGUGGAACACUGGACUACCUCCCUCCAGAGAUGAUUGAGGGGCACACCCACACUGAGAAGGUGGACCUGUGGUGCAUUGGGGUCCUCUGCUAUGAAUGCUUAGUCGGCAAUCCACCCUUUGAAACUUCCAACCAUUCAGAAACGUACAAAAGAAUUAUGAAGGUGGAUUUGAAGUUCCCCCGAUCCGUCUCAGAUGGCGCCCGGGACCUGAUCUCUAAGCUGCUUCGCCACAGCCCUAUUGAUCGCCUUUCACUACAGAAUGUUAUCGACCACCCAUGGGUGCGUGCUAACUCUCAUCGGCUCCUACCUCCCUCCUACCCCUCCAAGAAAUCCUGAGCCCACUUGGUCAACCUGCUCGCUUCCCUCUGAGGGGGGUUUCAUCUGUCCACCACAAUAGACUCUGGGCCAGCAUGUUUGUUACACGGCCAAGUGCUUCAAACCACCAUUAUUCUGUCAUAUUUUACACCCUCUUUUAUGUUGUACAGUGUGAUGUCAUUAUCUAUGUAUACUACUUUGG
This is a messenger RNA of Monopterus albus (swamp eel), 1256 nucleotides long. RefSeq names its product aurora kinase B (gene aurkb). Bases 77 to 1075 code for a protein of 332 amino acids. The transcript is spliced from 9 exons. Gene Ontology annotation, biological process: protein phosphorylation. Gene Ontology annotation, molecular function: protein kinase activity; ATP binding. NCBI's taxonomy places the organism in Eukaryota, Metazoa, Chordata, Actinopteri, Synbranchiformes, Synbranchidae. The record is from RefSeq and is a predicted model, not a curated record.